AUAAACGGGUAUUUAAUCCGCUGGCAGAUGUGCGUUUCUAUCAGAGCUCCGGCACACGAUUUAAUUAUUUCCUCGGUGUACCAAAGAGCAAAGACGUUGUCGGGGUCGACUGCUGCCAGAUUUGAAGUUAAUCUUCACAACGGACCCAUGUUUGCGCACAGCUGAGCCCGUGCGCUCUCGGUCUCUCGGUGCCGUUAUGUCCUGGGAGCACCGCGGGAGGGAUGCUCAUUCACGGUGACUUAUUCUGGAAAGUGAUGCCCAGUUAGCACCUAUGGAUGUGAGGAUGGGUGACUCCCACCAGUACGAGUGAGUGGAAAGAUGCUGCUCGGAUGGAAAUUAUUCCUGUAUGGAUACAGAAAGAAGAAGGAGAUGGAUGUUGAAUGUUCCUCCUGCAGGUGCAGCAUGCUGAAGGGGACAGGUGUGAGCUUCAUCCUGCUGUGUCUGAUGGCAGAGGUCAGUCUCAGCGCGCAGCAGGUCUUGAGAAUCGGUGGGAUUUUCGAGACACUUGAGAAUGAACCGAUUAGCGUGGAAGAACUUGCCUUCAAAUUCGCUGUAACCAACAUUAACAGAAACAGAACUUUAAUGCCCAACACCACCCUCACCUAUGACAUCCAGAGAAUCAACCUGUUCGACAGCUUCGAGGCGUCCAGACGAGGUGGGAUUUUCGAGACACUUGAGAAUGAACCGAUUAGCGUGGAAGAACUUGCCUUCAAAUUCGCUGUAACCAACAUUAACAGAAACAGAACUUUAAUGCCCAACACCACCCUCACCUAUGACAUCCAGAGAAUCAACCUGUUCGACAGCUUCGAGGCGUCCAGACGAGCUCUCUUGUCUAUGGGCAUGAUGACUGAAUAUUACCAUUUCUUCUUUACCACUCUGGAUCUGUUUGCACUGGACCUGGAGCCGUACCGAUACAGUGGCGUGAACAUGACGGGUUUCCGUCUGCUCAACAUCGAAAACACUCAUGUGGCGUCAGUGGUGGAGAAAUGGUCCAUGGAGCGACUGCAGGCUCCACCCAAACCCGAGACCGGCCUGCUGGACGGAAUGAUGACAUCUGAAGCAGCGCUGAUGUAUGAUGCUGUGUAUAUGGUCGCUGCUGCAUCCCAGCGAGCGUCUCAGGUCACCGUCAGCUCACUGCAGUGUCACCGACACAAACCCUGGCGCUUCGGCUCCCGAUUCAUCAGCAUGCUCAAAGAGGCUCAGUUGAACGGACUGACCGGACAGAUCAUCAUAAACAAGACAGACGGCCUGAGGAAAGACUUCGACCUCGACAUCAUCAGUCUGAAAGAGGACGGGAUGGAAAAGCAGUUUAUGGAAAGUGGUCGUUUUAACAAAGUAUGGAAGAAGAUCGGUGUGUGGAACUCAAACACCGGCCUUAACCUGACAGAUAGCAACAAAGACAAAAACACCAACGUCACCGACUCCAUGGCCAACCGCACUCUCAUCGUCACCACAAUUCUGGAAAACCCAUAUGUGAUGUACAAGAAGUCAGAUAAGCCUCUGUAUGGGAACGAUCGGUUUGAAGGCUACUGUUUGGAUCUCCUGAAGGAGUUGUCCAACAUCCUAGGCUUUUCCUAUGAAGUCAAACUGGUGUCUGAUGGGAAAUACGGAGCUCAGAAUGACAAAGGAGAGUGGAACGGCAUGGUCCGAGAGCUGAUCGAUCAUGUGGCAGAUUUGGCCGUGGCGCCGCUCACCAUCACUUACGUGCGAGAGAAAGUCAUUGAUUUUUCCAAGCCCUUCAUGACUCUGGGAAUCUCUAUCCUCUACCACAAACCCAAUGGCACCAAUCCAGGCGUCUUCUCCUUCCUGAACCCGCUCUCUCCGGACAUCUGGAUGUAUGUGCUGCUGGCCUGCCUCGGGGUCAGCUGUGUGCUGUUCGUCAUUGCCAGGUUCACCCCGUAUGAAUGGUACAACCCUCAUCCCUGCAACCCUGAUUCAGAUGUUGUUGAGAACAACUUCACCUUAAUCAACAGCGUUUGGUUUGGUGUUGGAGCUCUUAUGCAGCAAGGAUCGGAGUUGAUGCCCAAGGCUUUGUCCACCAGGAUUGUUGGAGGUAUCUGGUGGUUCUUCACCCUCAUCAUCAUCUCGUCUUACACGGCUAACCUGGCCGCCUUCCUCACCGUGGAGCGAAUGGAUUCGCCCAUAGACUCGGCCGAUGAUCUGGCCAAACAGACCAAGAUUGAGUAUGGUGCUGUGAGGGACGGGUCUACUAUGACUUUCUUUAAGAAAUCAAAGAUCUCCACCUAUGAGAAGAUGUGGGCGUUCAUGAGCAGCCGGAAGAACACAGCGCUGGUGAAGAAUAACAGAGAGGGAAUCCAGCGCGUUAUGACCACAGAUUACGCUCUUCUGAUGGAGUCCACCAGCAUCGAGUACAUCAGCCAGAGAAACUGCAACCUCACGCAGAUUGGAGGACUCAUCGACUCAAAGGGCUACGGAGUCGGCACUCCUAUUGGUUCCCCGUAUCGUGACAAGGUGACCAUCGCCAUCCUGCAGUUACAGGAGGAGGGGAAACUGCACAUGAUGAAGGAGAAGUGGUGGCGAGGAAACGGCUGUCCCGAGGAGGACAGUAAAGAGGCCAGUGCUUUGGGAGUGGAGAACAUCGGAGGAAUCUUCAUCGUGCUGGCGGCCGGACUCGUCCUGUCCGUGUUCGUGGCCAUCGGCGAGUUUAUCUAUAAAUCCAGGAGGAACCUGGACAUCGAGGAGGUGAGCGUGGGACAGUGUGAAUGGCACAAUAAAUACUGAUGGACAUCACAGGACUUCUGAGGACGUCACUGGGAGUUUUAUAAUGUACUUUUGCUCCUCGACCUUCUUAAAACCAGAUAUACUCUGAUUAAACAACACUUAAAUGAUGUCAGCCGUGUGAGAAUUGGUGGCGACGUUGGACGCUGAGCAACAUUUUCAACAUCAACUUUUUUUUUUUUUUACUUUUUUUUUUACAUUUUUCAGAUGGACAAACAAUAAGAUGAGAAGUAUCUGUCAGUAAAAUAUGAAUAAAGACAGGAGUGUAAGUUCGCAGUUCAACUAUUACACCAGUUACUAUAUUGUAGAGUAGUUCACAUCCAUGUAGUGUGUAUUUAGAUUUAAAGACUGUCUUUACAGACAUAUUCCUCCUUAAUUUAUGACAAGACAUGUCUGUGAGUUUUAUUAUAGGUGAUGUGUGUAAUCUUUCCAUGUUAAAAUUAGUCAGUUAUACAUCAUUCAUUCAUAGGUUGAUUUUCCCGAAGAGUGCAACCAACAUUAUUCUGUUUUAUUUUGUUUUAAACAUUUUAGUUUGAAAUGAAUUACAAUUGCACAUUACAAUUUAUUGCAAUAAUGGGGAA
This is a messenger RNA of Sinocyclocheilus grahami, 3320 nucleotides long. Its product is annotated as glutamate receptor ionotropic, kainate 1-like. Gene Ontology annotation, molecular function: ligand-gated monoatomic ion channel activity; signaling receptor activity. The record is from RefSeq and is a predicted model, not a curated record. NCBI's taxonomy places the organism in Eukaryota, Metazoa, Chordata, Actinopteri, Cypriniformes, Cyprinidae. Gene Ontology annotation, cellular component: membrane. Bases 319 to 2742 code for a protein of 807 amino acids. The transcript is spliced from 16 exons. Gene Ontology annotation, biological process: monoatomic ion transport.